UUCUAGGGUUUGAGAGGAGGACGAAGAUUAUCGGCUUGUAGCGAUGCAGCUGGGAGGAUUAGUAGCGUCCGCCGGGAUCAACAUCGGCCUCGCGGUGAUCUUCUACUCGCUCUACUCGAUCUUCCGCAAGCAGCGCACGAAUGUCAAUGUGUAUUUCCCGAGGUAUGUGCUGCGCCAGAAGAAUGUGUUCAAGACGGAUCGAUUCAAGCUCGCGAGCCUCGUUCCAUCAGCUGGAUGGAUCCAGCGAGCUCUCCAGCCAUCGGAAGAAGAGAUUAUCGCGUCGUGUGGCCUGGAUGCGGCUGUGCUUCUCCGGAUUUUCAUCUUCAGCAUGAGAUUCUUCGCGAUUUGCACGCUCAUCGGCGUUGGAAUUCUAGCACCGCUGAAUUACACCGACAACCAGGUGUCACACGCUUCUCAGAUUGGGCUUCUCUUCGAUAGUUUGGAUUUAUUCACGAUUUCCAACAUAAGUAACGGCUCAAAUCGGCUCUGGAUUCAUCUGGCUGCGCUAUAUGUGAUCUCAUUCUCGGCUUAUUGGCUUCUACACAUGGAAUACAAGCACGUUACUCAGAAGCGGCUGGAGGUUUUAAGUACCGCUCGGCCUCAACCGGAUCAGUACACUGUUCUUGUUCGCUCUAUACCUCGAGAGAGCCAGGAAGAAAGCUACAGUGCUUCCAUCGAUCGGUUUUUUAGUCAGUAUCAUCCGCACACUUACUUGUCCCACCAAAUGGUUAUUCGCGAUUGGAGAGUGGUGCGCAAGAAGCAAACGCUUGAGUCGCUCGUAAAGGAAAUUGAGAGAUUGAAGCAGAUUGCUCCCCAUGAAAGGCCAACUUGUCGAGACGGGUGGCUGGGACUAUUUGGUUCAAAGGUCGACCAGCUUGAGUUUAAGUCCCGAAAGUUUGAGGAACUCUUCGACGACUUUAGAGAGGGCCAACGAGAGCUUCAAAACAACGGCGAGGCAGAACUUCCUAGUGCGUUUGUUUCGUUCAAGAGCCGAUGGGGCGCUGCUAUGGCCGCACAGACGCAGCAAGCAGAAAAUCCAAUGGCCUGGGUUACGGAUUGGGCUCCAGAACCCAGGGAUGUCUACUGGCCAAACUUAUCUAUCCCUCUCCUCUUGUCAAAGCUCUAUGCAAUCGGAGUAUGGGUCGCGGUGUUCGCUAUCAUCCUCACUUUCGUCAUCCCUGUGGGUCUCGUUCAAACUAUCGCUCAGCUGGAAAAUCUCAGGAAGUGGUUCCCUGCCAUCAAAAUUGUCUUGAAGAUUCCUGGUAUUAAGUCGGUUAUUACUGGUUACCUUCCAAGUGUGCUACUUAGUCUACUGCUCUACAUUGUUCCGUCACUUAUGCUGUUUCUCUCAAAGGUCGAAGGACACGUUUCUCGAAGUACUCAGGAAAGAGAAGCGGCACGGAAAGUCUUCUUUUUCCUGGUUGGCAACGUCUUCUUCAUCUCGUCAUUGUCGGGAUCUCUGAUCGAUCAACUUUACGCUGGCUUCUCGGAGCCGAAGAACAUUCCAAACCAGUUGGCCAUCUAUGUGCCGAGACAAUCCACUUUCUUCAUCACCUACAUUCUUACUACGGGUUGGACUGGGUUUUCAACGGAAAUUCUACAGCUUGGCAUUUUCCUCCUCAACUUCAUCAAAGUACGAAUCCUUGGCAAGACCACAUUCGACGAGACAGACACUAUUUCAUUACCAUAUUAUCGUGCUCUCCCAAGCGUGCUACUAUUCAUAUUGCUGGGCCUCAUGUACGCGGUCCUGGCACCGUUGCUACUCCCGUUUUUGUUGAUUUACCUCGUGUUUGGAUACAUUGUUUAUCGCAACCAGGUUUUGUUCGUCUAUGAGCCUUCCUAUGAAACAAGUGGACAGUUCUGGCCGCACGUCCAUAGCAGCGUCAUAUUUGCGCUGGUGUUGAUGCAAAUCACUUUCAUUGGCGUCUUCGGGGUCAAACAAAAGCCCAAUGCAUCCAUUCUCACCAUUUUUCUUCCGUUUAUCACUCUCUUCUUCGACAACUAUUGCAAAAGCCGGUUCGUGCCGAUCUUCGCAAACCUUUCUAUGGAGACCACAAUGAAGAAGGAUACUGAAGAUGAGAAAAGCGGCGCAAAAGAUGAGCUACUUCAGUGCAUACAGGGAUCUUACAAGCAUCCCGCUCUACAAUCACUGGAUCUCCGGAAAAGCGAUGCUGAUGACAACACCGAUCUUCUCCUCCCGGAAACCCCAGUUUAAAGCAGGAGCAAUGAACACUUCUCAUCGUCAUUCUGCGGAAACUUAACAUCAAGUCUGCGUGUAGGUCCGGAAGCGUGUGCCAAUCUUUUGGAAGAUAGUCAGCCGAAGGUUACGUCCUCGUAAGUUUUUUGGUUUUCAGUUGGUCGUCGUCGUCGUCGACUUGUACAGGUGAUCGAUCGAUCGAUCAGUGUUCUCGUUGUGUAAGUUGUAUUCACAGGUCCUCAGUUUCGCUACCACCAUCGCGAGUUUCUUGUAUCAUCGAAGAUCUUUCGGGGCACGUCCUCCUGUUGUGCCCGUAAGUUUUACAUAUACUGCAUUUGUUUGCC
Molecule: messenger RNA, 2541 nt
Organism: Selaginella moellendorffii
Lineage: Eukaryota; Viridiplantae; Streptophyta; Lycopodiopsida; Selaginellales; Selaginellaceae
Product: CSC1-like protein HYP1
Exons: 10
Coding region: 44-2215 (723 amino acids)
Cellular component (GO): plasma membrane
Molecular function (GO): calcium-activated cation channel activity
Source: RefSeq, a predicted model, not a curated record